Messenger RNA from Protopolystoma xenopodis, 304 nucleotides. Lineage: Eukaryota; Metazoa; Platyhelminthes; Monogenea; Polystomatidea; Polystomatidae. The record is from the annotation of a GenBank genome assembly.
ACCGAAAUGUGCUGUUCGUGCUUUACGCCGCCGUUUUUCUCAGUCAGUGAUGCUCAACCACAUCGUUGCAGGCUAUACACUCUCUUUGCUCGAGACUUGCGUGAAAAACUGUGGCUACCGUUUUCACAUUGUUCUGGCUAAUCGCGAGGCUCUGCACGAUUUUACUAAGUUUUUGCAGCCAGGUGGCAAUGACCUCAUCCCAAUCAGGAUUCAGGACAAGCUUUUGCGCAUAAUUCAAGUAAACAAAAAUAGUUCUAUUUACACACGUCAUUUUUUACUCCUCUUGGAUAACCACAAGGAGUGA